GCUUCAGUUCAUUUCUCCGUUGCUCUCCUACUCUGUUGCUUCGUUCUUGAUUCUGUCUGAAAUCGAAUUUAGGGUUCUUCUUACUGCAAUCUCGACGUCUACCUAUGAAUUGCAAUUGAAAUCUUUGGCGAAUCGAGCUCAAAUCUGUCCUCACUCGUGUUGAAAUUUGGUGCUUCUUUGUCUGACUGCCAAUCCGAGUGCCAUAACAGCCAGUCAACACAAUGGCCUAUGAAUUGACUGAGCAAAAAAAAGUUGGACUUGGGCUGAUUGGUUUUGGCUUAUUUUUCACAUUUUUGGGUGUAAUCCUUUUCUUUGACAGGGGAUUGCUUGCUUUAGGAAAUAUAUUUUGGUUAAUUGGAGUGGGACUUUUACUUGGUUGGCGUUCUACGUGGAAUCUUUUUACCAACCGAGCAAAUUACAAGGGUUCUGCAUCCUUUCUUCUUGGCCUCUUCUUCAUUUUUGUUCGCUGGCCCAUAAUUGGCAUACUCUUGGAGAUAUGUGGCUGUUUUGUUCUCUUUGGGGGUUUCUGGCCCUCAAUUAAAGGGUUCUUGUACCAGAUUCCAGUUCUUGGGUGGAUACUUCCAUAUCCCAUCAUGAUUCUCGAAAGUCUGUGGAGAGGCUCACGUUAAUCACUUCAAAUCUGUAAGCGUAUGUUCAAAUGACAGUUGACAACGAACUAAUCCAAUUGUAAUUAGAUUUCAUCUACAGAUGCUGCAUUUGAAUGGAAGAUCCUGAAGGUUAGUACAUUGAUUCUCAGAUUCUUUAACUCUGGAAAAAAAACGCGGUGAAGCAGCAGAUUCAUAAUAUAGCUUUUGCAUGUUGUUUGGAACUUCUUACGUGGUAUACGUGCACUUUACAUUUUUCUUUUGUGCUGAAGACUGGAACUGAGCAUGAACAUUAGCUCUCUCCCUUGANUGUUUU
Cucurbita pepo subsp. pepo (vegetable marrow) is the source of this 921-nucleotide messenger RNA. NCBI's taxonomy places the organism in Eukaryota, Viridiplantae, Streptophyta, Magnoliopsida, Cucurbitales, Cucurbitaceae. The record is from RefSeq and is a predicted model, not a curated record.